CGCCCCGGCCCGCGCCUCUCUCGGGCAGCCCGUGGCGGGAGGGCGCACGAUGGCGGCGCAGGUGCUGGCCCUGCUGAGGGAGGUGUCGCGGCUGGAGGCGCCGCUGGAGGAGCUGCGCGCGCUCCACUCGGUGCUGCAGGCCGUGCCGCUCGGCGAGCUCCGCGAGCGGGCGGCCGACAUGCGCCUGGGCCCGCUCUUCUCGCUGCUCAACGAGAACCACCGGGAACAAAUCACGUUGUGUGUGUCCAUUCUGGAGAGAUUGCUCCAAGCUGUGGAACCAGUUGAUGUGGCCCGGGACCUCAGGGUUGAUCUGCAAAAGGGACUGGCUCAUCCCAAUGAUUCUGUAAAAAUCCUCACUCUGUCACAGGUUGGAAGAAUUGUUGAAAAUUCUGAUGCUGUUACUGAGAUUCUAAAUAAUGCUGAAUUACUAAAACAAAUUGUUUAUUGUAUUGGUGGAGAAAAUCUCUCUGUAGCUAAAGCGGCCAUUAAAUCCUUAUCAAGAAUAUCACUAACCCAAGCUGGACUGGAGGCUUUAUUUGAAAGUAAUCUGCUAGAUGAUUUGAAAAACGUAAUGAAAACAAAUGACAUUGUCCGAUACAGAGUGUAUGAGUUAAUUGUGGAGAUUUCUUCUGCGUCACCAGAAUCUUUAAACUACUGUACCACCAGUGGAUUGAUAACUCAGCUUCUCAGAGAGCUUACUGGUGAGGAUGUGCUGGUAAGAGCCACAUGUAUAGAAAUGGUGACAUCACUGGCUUAUACUCUCCAUGGACGACAAUACCUUGCUCAAGAGGGAGUAAUUGAUCAGAUUUCCAAUAUAAUUGUUGGGGCAGAUGCAGACCCUUUCUCUAGCUUCUAUUUGCCAGGAUUUGUCAAGUUUUUUGGAAACCUAGCUAUCAUGGAUAGUCCUCAACAGAUCUGUGAGCGUUACCCUGUUUUUGUGGAAAAAGUCUUUGAAAUGACAGAGAGUCAGGACCCCACCAUGAUUGGAGUAGCAGUGGACACAGUUGGAAUCCUGGGAUCUAAUGUUGAAGGAAAGCAAGUUUUACAUAAAACAGGAACUCGCUUUGAACGCUUGCUCAUGAAAAUAGGAUAUCAAGCAAAGAAUGCAUCGACAGAGCUCAAAAUUAGGUGUUUGGAUGCAAUUUCAUCUCUUCUUUAUUUGCCACCUGAACAGGAGACUGAAGACCUCCUGAGGAUGACAGAAUCCUGGUUUUCUUCUUUAUCUCGGGACUCAUUGGAGCUCUUCCGGGGCAUCAGUAAUCAGCCUUUCCCUGAACUACGCUGUGCAGCCUUAAAAGUGUUCACGGCCAUAGCGAACCAACCCUGGGCUCAAAAACUUAUGAUUAACAGUCCAGGUUUUGUUGAAUAUGUGAUGGACCGAUCUGUGGAGCGCGACAAAGCUUCAAAGGAUGCAAAAUAUGAACUGGUGAAAGCACUUGCCACUUCCAAGACCAUUGCAGAAAUCUUUGGGAAUCCAAACUACUUGAGGCUCCGAACUUACCUGAGUGAAGGUCCAUACUAUGUGAAACCUGUCUCCGUGACGGCCGUGGAAGGAGCUGAAUGAUUUCUUUUGCAGCCUUGACCAUUUUUAACUAAUACUUCCAAGGCACUUUACUCCAUGUGUUUCACAAAACAGACUUCCUUCCCUGAAAACUGUCUAAUUUAAUUACCAGCUUUUUUUUUCCUACAGUGAAAUACAAUGUAGAACCUGGAAAGCAAACAAAAUUUGGUUAUGAUUGACCUAGAUGUUUUCCAGAUUCCUUUGACUGCCUUAAUCUUCGUAGAAAGAAAACUUUACUCUC
This is a messenger RNA of Sorex fumeus (smoky shrew), 1802 nucleotides long. RefSeq names its product proteasome 26S subunit, non-ATPase 5 (gene PSMD5). NCBI's taxonomy places the organism in Eukaryota, Metazoa, Chordata, Mammalia, Eulipotyphla, Soricidae. Gene Ontology annotation, biological process: proteasome assembly. Gene Ontology annotation, cellular component: cytosol. The transcript is spliced from 10 exons. The record is from RefSeq and is a predicted model, not a curated record. The coding region runs from base 50 to 1564 and encodes 504 amino acids.